GUAUAAAUACUAAUGGUCAGACAGAGAUAAGCAAAAUUAUUGUUUUCACUCCCCUUACAGCUUAAAAAAAUGCCACUUUUUGGCUGGAUGAAAUGGCCAAAAAAUGAUUCCUACAAACCCACAGGAUAUCCUGGAUCAGAAGUAGUUACAAAAACCCUACUGAGGGAAUUGAAAUGGCACCUGAAAGAGCGUGAAAGAUUAGUGCAAGAGAUUGAAAAUGAACAAAAAGUACAGAAGACUGGCAUGGAUUACAACUGGCUGAGGAACUACCAAAACCCUCAAGCAACAAUUCCAGCUACCGAGCAACGGCAGCUUGAAGUCCUGUGUUCACAAAUCCAGCCUUGCCAAACAGGAACUGUUCUCAGCAGAUUUCGUGAAGUUUUGGCAGAAAAUGAUGUUUUACCUUGGGAAAUAGUCUAUAUAUUCAAACAAGUUUUAAAAGAUUUUCUUACCACCAUUAAGAGAGAAAACCAACAAGACCAACUGGUAGAUGCAUGGAAUACAAAUUGCUCUGAACAUUUCAGCCUGCAGGGAGACAGUUCUAACAAAUCGGACAAAGAUGAAAUCCCCACGGUUUCAAGUUAUGUUGACAAAAACACACAAAGCAUGUUUCCCACCUUCUCUCACAGAAUCUGGAAUCUACCCUAUUACUACCCAUCAAGUUAAUUUGGUUUGUGUUUAUUUCAAAAAGCUAUAUAGCCAUUUGCACUCCUUUCCUGUCAUUACACCCAUAAACAUAGGAAUAAGAAAUGUGACAUGCUCCCUUUUUUUCCAAGUUCAGAAACUGAAAUGCUUGUUUAUAGCUAGUAUGCAAACUUUGUAUAUGAACUCUCUAACCUUUACAGUACCUUAAAGAUGUUGUGUUUGAAGGGACGUUUUAACCAAAAAUGUCGAUGUUUCUGAAAAAACCCUGAAGCAUUUUAAUUUCCUAGCUAGAUAUACAGCUAGACAUAUUUAAAUAAGAAGAGACUCCAUUCCAUAUUUAGAAAUAGCAUCAAAGUGUUAGGCAAAAACUUCUGUAUUUGUCACAUAGGUUUUAGGCUG
Messenger RNA from Apus apus (common swift), 1044 nucleotides. It is a transcript of the gene RD3L, whose product is annotated as RD3 like. NCBI's taxonomy places the organism in Eukaryota, Metazoa, Chordata, Aves, Apodiformes, Apodidae. The record is from RefSeq and is a predicted model, not a curated record. The coding region runs from base 70 to 666 and encodes 198 amino acids. The transcript is spliced from 2 exons.